Molecule: messenger RNA, 6337 nt
Organism: Helicoverpa armigera (cotton bollworm)
Lineage: Eukaryota; Metazoa; Arthropoda; Insecta; Lepidoptera; Noctuidae
Gene: mtgo
Product: miles to go
Exons: 9
Coding region: 426-4040 (1204 amino acids)
Molecular function (GO): protein binding
Source: RefSeq, a predicted model, not a curated record
GGCCACGUCGCCGGCGCGCGCCGCCUCUCCGCGCGCCGCGUCCCUCCGCCGCGAGCUCUGUCAGUCCGCUCCGCGGUGUUGCGUUAUGCGCUGGUGUAUCUCAUGUUCCCGAGCCCGAACGGCGAGUGUCCGACCUCUGUAACCGACCGUUUAUGACAUUCGACAACCCCGCCCUGUGCAUUUUUCCGAGUUGCAUUUCGAUCAGUGCGAAGAGUACGUCGGCUGCGAGCGAUCCGUGCCGGUGUCGUCGGCUCCUCCCGCGUUUAUUUAUGUUGUCGUUUUGGUGUGGUGAAUAUUUGUGUUGUACGGACGAUAACCGUAUUAUCUGUGCGAUCGAGUCAAGUGGAUAUUUUUAACGAUCGACGGCUUUUCGCGAAGGUACGUACAAAGGACACGAUGGGCGGGUAUUGGGAGCCAUCUCGCAUAUGCUAAUAUCGUUGUCUCGUGAAUCGGAUGCGGCGCGGGCGCCAGCGUGCCAUGCAGUGUUAGUAUCGACCAUGGUGGGCGUGGGCGUCGCGGAGGGUGGCGGGGGCGGCGGCGGCCCCGGCGACGGCUACUACGGAGAGUACUACCCUCCCGAACAGUACUACGUGCCGCAGGAGAUGUGUCCUCACCCCUCGCAGCAUCCUCAGCACGCGCAUAUGUGCACCGUGCUCCCUGAAUAUGGUGGCAUGCCCGUAGUGCCAUCAGGCACAAUGAUGCCGCCCAUGAUGCCGCCCGUGCUGGACGAGAGCAUGCGCCACUACCUGGUGCAUGCGCAGGCGCACCCCCACCACGCCGCGCACCAUCAGCCGCAGCACCACCAGCCGCCGCAUCACCAACCACCGCCUCAUCAUCAGCCGCCACACCAUUACGCUCCUACUAAUGGUACCGGGGGUCCACAACAUUACUACAGUACUGGGUAUCCACCACAUUUCCACCAUGUCCCACACCAUAUGCAGCAUUCCCCACCGCCGCCGGCAGUCUUCCAGAAGGACGAGAGGACCCAGCGACAGUACUCUAAGCUAAAACAGAAACUAGAACGGAAGCAGACCAAUAGGAAUAAUGGCAUUGAUGCUAACUCGGGUGCUAGUACUCCGUCGCUCUCGCCACGUAAGGAAAUAAAUGGGCGCGCCGGCAGUAGUAGCGGCGCGAGCAGUGGCGGCAGUGGUGCGAGCAGUGGCAGCAGCCUGCCGAGCAGUGGGCCCAGCAGCGGUGCAAGCGCGGGCUGUGCCGGCAGCGGCGGUACCACCUCGUCCGGGGCCUGGUCGGAGGAGGGAGAAGCCUCGUCCGCCGAAGCCUCCGUGCAAGGCGAUGGCUCGUCCGCCGCCGCCUCAGUACAAGGCGAUGCCGAGCCCGAAGAUGAAACUGACGCCCAAGCUAUACUUGACAUGUUUGCUGCCAGACGCACACCACAGAUUACUGACGUCUCAUCGACCAGCGCUCUAGUGAUUUGGAAUCUGCCAGUCCCAGAAGAUGUCAUAGUUCCAAAUGGCGAGUUAACGUAUGACUUGCUUCUGGCUGAUCGUGGAGGCCGAUACAAAGCUAUUUACAGCGGGCAGAGCCUUACCUGCAGGGUAAGAGAUCUGAAGCCGGGCUACGAGUACUCAGUAUGCCUGCAGAUCCGCGCCGGAAAGCUAGAAACGACGAGUGCUUCGGCGACGUUCCGUGCGCCGGCGGCGCGGCCCGAGCAGAUGGCGGCGCCGCGCGUGACGCAGCGAGCCCGCACGUCGCUGCAGCUGCGCUGGGCCGCCGCCGCCGACAACGGCGCGCGCCUGCUGCACUACGUGCUCGAGAUGGACGACGGCGACGGCUUCGUGGAGAUCAGCCGUCCGCGCACUCGCCAGCACACCGCCAACAACCUGCGGCCGCAGACUCGCUACCGAUUCCGCAUCGCCGCCGUCAACGACUGCGGGCGCGGCGAGUGGAGCGAGGAGACGGUCGCCUGGACCACGGGCUCGCCCCCGCCCGCCCCCGCGCCUCCCGCCCUCACCUCCGCCACCAACGAGUCCUUGGUGCUGGGCUGGGAGCGUCGAUCCGACGAAGAGUUUACGUUACAAAUGGACGACGCGGCUCGCGGUCACGGGUUCCUCCCCGUGUACUCGGGCCCCGACAGAACUUACGUGUGCACUGGUCUCCAUCGCGCCACAGACUAUCGUUUUCGUCUCCGCUGUGAAACUGUCGACGGCCAAGGACCCUGGUCCGUAGAAGUCACGUACCGAACGCUUCCCGAGCGCCCUGGCCCGCCUGGCCGGCCUACGUCUCGCGGUCGAAUUCAUUCCCGCGCAUUUCGCCUUCGUUGGGAACAACCCGUGGACGACGGCGGCGCUGCAGUAGAUUGUUACACCCUCGAGCUCGACGCCGGCGAUGGAUAUCGGCCUGCUUACCGAGGCCCAGAGCGCGAGGCGCAUUGCGACCGCCUGCUGCCCGGCACGCCGUACCGCGCGCGAGUGCGCUGCAGCAACGAGGCCGGCCUCAGCGACUGGUCCGCCGCCGAGACCGUCACCACCGAGGCCGCCGCGCCCGCCGCGCCGCCCGCGCCCGCGCCCGCCGCCGAGCCGCGCAGCACGCUCGUGUCGCUGCGCUGGCGCCCGCCCGACUGCACCGGCGGCGCGCCCCUCACCGACUACCGCCUCGAGAUCCUCGAGGCGCAGGAUCCCGAGGGGGCCGCCCGCCUCGCCUACCAGGGGCCCGAGUGCGAGUGCAUAGUGCGCGACCUUAUGCCCGGCCGGCUCUACCACACGUGGGUCACGGCUCACAACAGGGUGGGCGCUAGUCCCUCAUCCCCAGCUCUCAUCUUCGCGACAGCCCCGGCGCCACCGGAUGCACCGGACACACCGACCGCACAAUUAGAAGGCGCUCGUGCCGCGAGGCUCGAGUGGAGUCCACCGCGAGACAACGGCGCGUCUAUUCUCGAUUACCGCCUGGAAAUGAGUUCCACGAAUGUCGACGACGCAUUCUCAGAAGUAUACAGGGGUGCAGACACUAGCUGUCUGGUCAGUCGCCUCGUGCCGUUCUCGCCGUACUUCUUCCGAGUGUGCGCGAGCAACGCGGCGGGGCGCGGCGCGUGGUCGGGCGUGCGCGACGUGCUGACACCCCGCGCCCCGCCCGCCGCGCCCGCCGGCCUGCGCCACGAGGCCACGGCCGACAGCCUGCGCCUGCAGUGGCGCCCGCCCGCCGCGCACGGCGCGCCGCUGCUGCGCUACCGCGUGGAGGUGGGCGACGCCGCCUACGACACCGAGGGCCCCGCGCCCGAGCGCGUGGUGCGCGGCCUGGCGCCCGACACCGUGUACCGCGUGCGCGUGGCCGCGCUCAACGAGCUGGGCCUGGGCGAGUGGUCGGACGAGGCCCGCGCCGCCACCCGCCCGCCGCCGCCCGCGCCUCCCGCGCUGCGCUGCGUGCAGGCGCAGCACAACCACCUGCGCCUCGAGUGGCCGGCUGCCGGCGGCGAGGGGGCCACCUACUGCGUCGAGAUGCGCUCGCUCGACGCGAGAGACUUCCGACCCGUGUACCGGGGCUCGGCUCGCUCGUGCAAGGUGAAGAAGUUGCGCGAGGCGACUACGUAUGCGUUCCGGAUACGAGCCAGCGACGAGCGCGGCGGGCGCGGCGCGUGGUCGGAGCCGCUGGAGGCCGCCACCAUCACCGCGCCGCCGCCCGCGCCCCGCGCGCCCACCGUCACGCAGCCGGCGCCGCGCUCCGCGCUCGUGUCGUGGGACCCGCUCGACGACGCGGAGUACCUGCUGCAGUGCGCUCGCGCUAGGGAUGCCGCCUAUAAGCAGGUGUACUCGGGCAGCGAGACGCAGUUCCAGCUGGAUGAGCUGGAGGCGGGCGCGGAGUACCUGGUGCGCGUGUGCGGCGUGCGCGGCGGGCUGGCGGGCGCGUGGUCGCCGGCGGCGCGGCUGGCGGUGCCGGCCGGGGCCCCCGCCCCGCGGCCGCGCCGCGCCCGGCCCGCGCGCACGCUGCACCCGCGCCAGCUGGCGCUGCUGAUGGCGGCGGCCUUCCUGCUGCUGGCGGUGGCCGUGGCCGUGCUGCUGCAGGGGCUGGUGGAGCCGCAGCCGUGACGCGCGCUGGCGGUGGCGCAGUCCCGCGCGCUGUCCGUGCUGCCGCCGUAGCCGGCUCGCGAGCUGCCGCCGCAGCCGGCUCGCGUGCGGGGGCCGCCCGCUGGCUCGCGUCCGUCGAUCCGGAUCGAUGUUUACAUUUAGAAUACGAAAAUAUUACCGGCUUUGCAUUUUUUGCAUCGAUGUGAGGUUGCCAUUCAGAGUGUAUAUUUUUUACAGUCGAGCGAGAGAGCCUCGCGUUCUGUCGUGUCUCCUAUGUGUUGUAUCUAAACUUUCACAAAUUUUCAUAAAUCUAGUCUAUGCUUGUAACUUAUUAUUUUAUUUACUGUAUUAGCAAAAUACCGUUGUGCUUGUUUAUACUAUAUUUGAAUACGGAAUCGUAAUAUUUGUUUUGACGGUGAUACGACACGUACUUCCGAUAUUUAAUAUUUCCUCUUUGUACUAUUUUCCAUACAUUUGAUAUUUCAUAUUUUUAUAAAAUUAAAUUAUCGAACGAUCUGUUGCAUAACUUUAUCAGAUUUAAUUAUAAGAAGAUAGCAAACGAGGUGCUCUAUAUUAUUAUUAUUAAUGUUUUGUUAAGAGGGACGUGGCCCCUCGCUCUGCAACGAGUUUCCAGUGUGUGUGCUGUGAUCACUUCCUUAUGCGAAUGAGACUGAUUUUACAAGUAAAUGCUUUGUUUAUAGAAUGAAUCAAUGCUUACCCUUUGAUGACUAACUGUGUCUGCGCCAUUUACAUAUAAGCACGUCUGUUCGUUACUUGUGGCAAGUUGUCGGGGACGGUGAAGCUGCCGGCUGGUGUAAUGUGAACCUAUGUGAAUGGGACAGAGCCACGGCGGAGCGGCCGUGGUCGCUACACAAACAAUCCGAUUUUAUAUGCUCCGAAUGCUUAUUUGAUAGUAUCGAUGUAUACCUAAUUAUAUUGUAUUAUCGAUAACUUCAUAAUAUUGUUGUUUUUAUUCACAGAACAUGACCUUUUAUUGAUGACAUUAUAUAAUAUAGAUUAAUUUGUUUAUAAAUUUAGAGAUUACGAAUUAUUGAGAUUGUUACCACCCGGUAUAAAAGUAAGAAAAGGAUUUCAAUUUUAGAAAAUUAUGUUUCAAAUAUGAUAUUUUAAAUGAAAUUCCCAUACUGGUGUUUGUUACUGUAAUAACAUUAUUAGGAAAUUGUUAACUGAUGUUCAUAUACCUAUAAAUAUAAUUUUAAUAAACGAAUUUCUUGUAGAUAAGAAAAAGUGAAUUUAAGUAUCAUUUAUAUUCAGAAUUAGAUUAAAUAAAGCAUCGUACGGGGUUCGACUUUGAUGUUUCUUAGUAUCAUUAUUCAAUUAAUGUUGUUUCGUGGAGGUAAUGUCGUACAUAAUAAAAUAACAUUGAAUAUUGUCAUUGUUACGUAGGCUUCGUAUUGUAUUGGAGUUUACUUCGCUCGGCGCCGGCCUAUAGUAUCGCGCCGGCGACGGUCAUGUAUGUUGCUGUAUUUAUUUAUUAUUAUUUAUGUUUGAGAUACAAUUACGCACCAAUAAGCAUAAAAUAUAUCGUAAAUAUGUAAUAUUUACUUCUACUGUGAUUAGCUUAUUCUAUUCUUUCUACAUAUAGUAUCUUUAUAAUUAUUGUCUGAAACAUUCCUAGGGUACGUGUUACUUUCGGAUAUCAAAGAACCUUUUUUUAAAUUUGUUAAUAAUUCUGUAGUAGACAAGAAAUUCACUUCGUGCCUAUUUCCGUACGGCAUAAUUUAAAACGUAAGCGCAGCUUACACUGUUAUAAAUUAUUUAAUUUUCGAAAAUUUUAUAAUAAUGAUGAUGUGCAAUUAACAAUUAUUUAUUCUUUAUCGCUUAAUAUAAAUAUUUAUUUUUUAGAAAUUAUAUCAGAAUAGUAUCGUUUAUCAAGUGAAGGAAUCGAUGUUCCUAAGUGAGUUUUACACUGUUGUACAAUACACCGAUUGCAAGCUAAAUUGUGUACUACGGUCAAGCAUUCCAACUUUAUUCCACUUGUAAAUAGGCCUAAUGAAUUCUACGACUUUUAUAAAUGUACAUGCUUUAAUGAAAUGUAAAUAAAUCUGAUGUUCAUGAGCUUCAUGUAAGGAGCAUGUUUAGAUGCUGAACAUGUAUGCGAAUUGAAAUUACUGCAUUGUGUUGAGAACUAAACGUUUUUAAAUUAAUGAGAAUUACGGGGAUAACAUCUCAUAUUGUAUUUGUGUUUGAGUAUGUAACGUAUAACGAAAAAUGUAUAUGUUUUAAUAUAAUAUUUGAUGAUGUUAUGUAUACAAUUUAUUAAACAUGAAUAUAUCAAUAAAACUAUAUUUUGUGUA